Haliotis rubra (blacklip abalone) is the source of this 870-nucleotide messenger RNA. RefSeq names its product beta-1,3-glucan-binding protein 2-like. Bases 85 to 870 code for a protein of 261 amino acids. The record is from RefSeq and is a predicted model, not a curated record. Lineage: Eukaryota; Metazoa; Mollusca; Gastropoda; Lepetellida; Haliotidae. The transcript is spliced from 8 exons. Gene Ontology annotation, molecular function: hydrolase activity, hydrolyzing O-glycosyl compounds. Gene Ontology annotation, biological process: carbohydrate metabolic process.
CGAGAUAUAUUGUCACAAUCUUAGCACAGAAACCAGACACUGCUUCUGUGGUGGCUAACAGUGGCUGCCUCGAUAUCGAAGAUUAUGCCCAUCAACGUCUUCUUCGCAACUCUGCUUGUCGGGCUUUGUUGUGCGUCUUUACAGCCAACCAUCAAACAAGACACAGAGAAGAAUGGAAUGACAUUGUCCUUCCCAAAUGUGCCUGGUGUUGAUACGAUAGAACUGUCGUACGCUCUCCGUCUUGUGAAGCAACAGGCUCAUUUACCUCACUUGACCAACACCGUCAGACUGCAUAAACAAGCUGAUGGAUAUUUCACCUACCGGAUUCAAAGCAAGAGGGAAUUCACUGACAAUGAUGUGCUGGAAUAUUCAGUAAAAUAUUUAUCUGCAACCGGAGAUGUUCUUCAUCAACUUAAUGAUGUAUACAUCAUCCCACCGGCAUCAUCGCUCAGCCCUCGACUGUACAGACGCGGAACAACCGUCCUGUUAGACGAAUUCCACCAUCAUUAUGUUGACAGCAAAAAUUGGAAACAUGAAGUCACUUGCCGGGGAACCGGGGGCGGGCAGUUCCAAAUGUUCACACCAGAACCGGCAAACAGCUACACCAAAAACGGCCUUCUCUACAUCAAACCGACGUUUACGGUCGACAAAUUUGGAGAAAGCUUUCUUCACAAUGGUGUUCUGGAUGUUCGCAAGCAAUGGGGAACGUGUACAUACAUCAGUGACGACGGAUGCUACCGUACUGGAGCCAAAAAUGGAAUUGCACCUAUCAUGUCGGCAAAACUCUAUUCAAAAGCUUCCAUCACCUAUGGGAGGGUAGAAGUUGUUGCCAAACUACCUAAAGGGGAUUGGUUAAAACCAGCAUUGUGA